UUUCCUGUAUAUUUUUCAUUGAGUAUGUUUAUAAUUUUGCAAACUCAAAAUGAUUUAGUGUCAGGAACUUUGAUUCUUGCAUUUUGGUGAUGUUUAUGUAAAUAUAUUGUGCAAAUACAUUAUUUAGCCUAUAUUGACAUCUUGAUUAAAUAACUUCGGAGGGUGACUCUUCUUCUACUACAUUACUAUGUAAAGGGCAGGUUAAGGACUGAUCAUAUAAGACUGGGUGCAUGGAGUAGCUCACAAUUUGCUCUCUUCACCCCUCCCUUCUCUUUCUUGUUCAUAUCCUCAAGCAGGGAAGAUGCUUCUAAAGCUGCUGUUCUGUGUGGACACUGUGUCUUUUCAGGACGUUCUCCUAAAUCUUGUGUAUUCUCUUAGUUGUAACCAGUAAGUGUCCAUGCCAGAAGACUGCUAUUGAGCUGGAAUCUUCUGUCCGCAGCACUUGGAUUAAGCCCCUUCACAGCCGUUUACAUUCAGCUUUGCCCUUCAGCUCCAGAGAAAUACUAUUUAAAAGCAUGGAAGUGGACUAGCACAGAGACUUUGGGAGUUCAAUGCUCAUUGCACAUAGUGAGAGAACAGGUGGCUGUUGUCCCAAAGGAUGAAAUUCUUCAGGAGCUUCCGGACAGAAAGCAGCUGGAGAAUAAUGGCUAUGGUGAGAUCCUCACUCCAGAAAGUGAUGCUCUUUCUGCACAGAGUGCAAACCGUGACUUUCACAUCACCAGGAUAUCAGAAACUGUGCAAGGAUAUACAGCCAGAGAUCGAAACCAAUUGUGGUUCCUCCAGAAGGAGAUCCAGGGACCAGUCACAGGGUUUCCAAGGAAUUAGCCCUGAUGAAAAUAACUACACUCAUGGAAAUUCUAUCAUUCCUAACAGGGACUGUGUGGAGCUUCACAGUGAGAGUGGAGCAAAACUGAUGACUCUACAGGAGGAACUUUGGUUCUGGGCAAAGCUUAAAGAUGAAGAACUGACCAGGCAGUGUACCACUGGAGAUGAUAUUAAUAAUCUACCGCAGCAGCAAGACUACUGUAUGACUGUGCAGAGGCAGUUCAGCCCUCGAAGGCAGGAUUCUGAGUGCCCUCUGAAGCAGGUGUAUCUGUUGCCUCUGCAGCAUGUGGACACUGUGAGUGAAAGCAACGUGAAAGAAUCAGCAGAGUUUGCUCUGCGGGAGAGGAGCAUGUGGCUGGCUCAGGCUGUGCUGGAUGAAGCCAUGGAAGUCCAGCAUCACUGGGAUCGGUUCUGCUUUAGCACAGCCAGUUGGCAGCAGCAGGUCAGCUGGGUACUGAGAAAACUGCAGGACCUCCAGGAUGCCAUGCAUCAGCUAGACUUGGGCUUGGCAGAGAUGGAGAAUAAAUGGGAGGGAUGGUGCUCAGAAGGACAAACUCUGGUCGGCUAUAUGCUGGAUGGUUUUGAGGAGAGUGCAUCAGCGAUGAAUCAGCACAGACAGUUUGUAGAUGCUCAAGUUGAUAGCAGACUGUUGUCUCAAGACUUCUUAUCUGUGUCUGUUCAGUACCCAUGGCAGAGGGCAAUAUUUCAUAACAGUGUUCCAUAUUACAUCAAUCAUCAAAUGCAAACUACGUCAUGGGAUCAUCCAAUGAUGACUCAGCUAUUUCAGUCAAUGACUGAGCUCCAACAUGUACGAUUUUCAGCCUACCGCACAGCUUUGAAGAGCCGCAGAGUUCAGAAAGCCUUGUGCUUGGACCUGUUGGAUUUGGCCAUGGCUCAUGGUGUCUUUGAACAACAUCAGCUGACUGAUAAUGAGCAAGUUUUGGAGGUUCCAGCCAUCAUUACCUGUCUAUUCACAAUAUACACUGAACUUCAGCAGGUGUAUCCAGAUAUCAUUGAUAUCCCCCUGUGUGUGGACCUGUGUCUUAACUGGCUUCUAAAUGUUUAUGACCGGGAUCGAAGUGGGAAAGUUCAAAUUCUGUCCAUGAAGAUUGGGCUUCUUUCUCUUUCAAAAGGACACCUUGGAGAGAAGUAUAAAUAUCUGUUCACUCAGGUGGCCAGCUCUGCAGGAGUGUGUAACCCAAAACAGCUGGCACUGCUGCUACACACCACUAUCCAGAUACCAUACCAGCUGGGUGAGGCUGCUGCUUUUGGAGGGAGUAAUGUGGAACCAAGUAUCCACAGUUGCUUUCAGCAUGUGGGUGACAAAGACACAGUUGAGCUGGAGGAGUUUGUGGAGUGGAUGCAUCUGGAGCCUCAGUCCAUGGUCUGGCUGCCGGUGCUGCACAGAUUGGCUGCAGCGGAGACUGCCAAGCACAAGGCCAAGUGUAAUAUCUGCAAAGAGUGCCCCAUGGUGGGCUUUAGGUAUCGCAGUCUGAAGCGUUUCAACUAUGAUGUGUGUCAAAGAUGUUUUUUCACUGGAAGAACUACCAGAAGUCACAAAUUAACCUAUCCUAUGGUGGAAUACUGCACCCCUACCACCUCUGGGGAAGAUGUGCGUGAUUUCACCAAGGUGCUGAAAAACAAGUUUCGCUCUAAGAAAUACUUCAGUAAACACCCACGUCUUGGAUACCUGCCGGUCCAGACCAUUGAUCAGACGAGUGAAGAAUACACAUGCAGCCAAAUGUCCCUGCAGUCCCCUCAGAGAACACCGUGUGUGCAGCAGGACAUGGAUAUAUGCGGGAUCAGGAACACACCAGACAGAUAACUUUUCAGGAAGAUGUGACAAGCAAGUACCCUGUCACUGCAUUUAUUUGACUACAAAAUAAUGCUGGCACCCGACGACUUCAAGAAUCUUGAAUCUGUAAAUAUUAUUUACAGCAUUAGGAUAUAUCCAGCUCCAGAUUUGGCAUCCGAUGAUGAUUUCGGAUGUGACUUUGAGGUAAAGAUACACGGCAGAUCCUUCUGAACAAAGCCGAAUAAACUCUAGACCUUUUCUUUUGUCUGUUUAGAUUCUGUGAUGUUGUCUGUGUUCAUGCUGCCUCUUUAUGUGCAUGAACUCUUAUUAUGAUGUCAAACAUCUCACCAAAACAUUUUGAUGUAUAUCCUGUUCCAGUGGGUUUUAAUUUUUAUUUUAUUCAGUUUCAGUCUGUUAGUAAUGCAUUUUGAAUUUGUUGAUUUAAUUUGUUAUAGUAAUGCAGAUUUAAGUAUUAGUGACUAGGAUGUUACUCUGAAUGUGAUCUACAAUAAACACAUUGUGUCUUUUAAACCCUAUUCUACCUGUCCAGCUGACUGGAGCUUAGAUGUUGUGAUUUGUUUGCUUUUAGCAAGAGUCCGCUUACUAAUGUUUGUAUUUGACAGCACAACAUAACACAAUCACUGUACACACACACACACACACACACACACACACACACACAC
Molecule: messenger RNA, 3303 nt
Organism: Ictalurus furcatus (blue catfish)
Lineage: Eukaryota; Metazoa; Chordata; Actinopteri; Siluriformes; Ictaluridae
Product: utrophin-like
Exons: 16
Coding region: 599-2650 (683 amino acids)
Biological process (GO): synaptic signaling
Cellular component (GO): plasma membrane
Molecular function (GO): zinc ion binding; protein binding
Source: RefSeq, a predicted model, not a curated record